CUGCCCAGUGCAGGGUAUUCACAGCAGUUUUGGGCAGGGAUCCUGUGUCUGCAGGAAGGCAGGAUCCCCAUGGAGCAGCAGCUGCUGUGUGGGGAUAACUCCCCAUUACACUCCCAAAGGGGAGGAGAGGCUGAGGGAUCAAGCUGAGCAUUGGGCCAUAGGAAGCACGUUUUAAUUAUGCUUCCAGACUAAUUGAAAGGAUGGGAACAGCGAGACAGGGAUGUGACAAGUGCUGGAUCAUUCCUGCUCAGAUCCCUCAGGAGGGGGAAGGUUUAGCCUCAGCCUCUCACCCUUGUGCUCUUGCUUCCCCCUCCCUCUGGGUUAUGCCCAGUCUUGCAGGGGUGGCUGGACCAGCCAGAGUCUCUUCCUUUGGAUACUGAGCCUCAGGGCUGGAAGCAGGGGGUUAUUUCCCCCGGGGGAACUGGGCAGCACCUCCCCACCCUGAGCUGCAAGUGGAGAGCAAACACAGCUCAAAAUACUCCUCGCAGUACACACAGCCCCCCAUCCUCAGCCUACCUCUGGCUCCAUCACCCCUCCAAGGUGGGCAAAUCCACAGAGAUUUCAACAUAAGCAUCCCAGGACUUUCUCUUCCAUCUCUUCCCAACCAGCAGAGAAUGCCAGGAGGUGGCAGGAGAAGGGGAGAUGGCAGGGAUUGACACCAACCCCAGAGAAAUCAGAGGGGUGCAACAUUCCAGAAGCAGUUGGACAUUGCCAGUCCCUGUGACUCAUCCCAAAAGGAUGAGCUUCAAGCUGGACAGUGCAGCACAGCCCAGGGAUUCAUCAGGAGCAGCCCUGCAUGGGGAAGCUGCAAGGCCACCAGCCUGGGAGAUGCUGCUGGUCUGGUGACAGCCAGGACGUCAUGGAGAGCUUCAACAUGUACAUGCAGGCAGGAUGAGCCCUGGGCUUGCCUCCUGUUUGUCCCCAAGGGAAUGUGUCCCUUGACUGGGAUGGGUUUAGCUUCAUGGUCUGGCACUGGCACUCCUGGAUUUUACCCACAGCCUUGGCUGUGCCUCACUGAGGCAUCAGAGAACAGGCACCUACAUCUGGAGAGCCUCUGGGACACAGGCACUUGCAAAGUGAGAUGAUAUAAAGUUCUCCAAAUGGAAACCAAAGCGGAUUUGAAACCAGGCGCCAGAGGCACCUUCUGUUUUUUACUUGCAAUUUCUCUUUCAUUCUGACUGAAACAGCGUCUUACCUUGUGCCAGGCGAGUCCUUGGCUGGUCCAUGUGGUCACAGGGCACAGAAACAUCAGCCCAAGCCCUGUCUGGACCCACAGGUGAGGGUCAGCUGGGUCAGGCUCCCAGCAUCAACCCUGCCAGUGACACUUCCAAGUUUUCCAGCCCUGGCAUCAUUCCCAGCCCAGUAUCACCCCCCUACCUGCCCCAGCCCCUGCUGCUCUGACCCCCCUGUUCUCAUCCCCAUGUGUCCUCACCCUCCCACCCUGCCCAACACGGGGCUCAAACCAUAGUGAUGUUUUAUCCCAGAGCUCCUUCCCCAUUGGCCUGAAGCCCUGGGCCAUCCUCCCCCCCCCCCCCAGCCUGCCCUGGGCUGCACCCCAUUCCUGGGGCUCUCCUGCUCCCUCACUGGGCGGGAGGUGGUUUCUGAAGGGAGAAGGACCUUUGCCAGUCACUCUGGCAGCACUGAGAGCCCAAAUCGAUGUCCUGGGCUGAAUCUUCCUCCCUCCACCUCCCCGUGGCUGUUCCUGAUCGUGCACAAGGCAGAGAAACUGAGGCAAUGCCCGAGAGGCCUCGUGGCAUCAAUUCACUGUCCCCCUGGGUACCAGAGGGGAGAGAUUCUGCUGCCCCUGGCCUGGCUCUGCAGCCGAGGCAGGAGGAGCCUGAUUGGUCCCAGGGCUCAGCUGGGGCAGUUUAACCACAAACAGGUUUCACCUGGAGCAGGUGGGUCUGGGGGCAGAUCCACAACCACCCCUGCAACUCAUUCAGGGUGGUUAUGCUUAUAAACCCACAGCCUCCUCACAGCAAGGGUUCCCUCUCUUUUUCCUUUUUUGUUUUUAAUUUUUUUUUUAUUCAAUUUUUUUUUUGGCUUUGUGUUUUGGGAGCCUCAGUUUGGAGCUGGGGAGAGUUGGGAUCUGCUGUCUCUGGGUAUCUGGAAUGUACUGCUAAGUCUUUCCACCCUUCCCAGCGCUGCCGAGCAGAUCAAGGACAAUGUCAUCAUGCAGCUCAGGGGGGGCCUCAGGGCUCGAUUCCCGGCCCAGAUGCAACACUCCAGGGCCGGUGCAAGGAAAUUCCUUCCUGGCACGGCACCUCCUCCCCCCGCGGAGCCGCUCGCUCGCCCUGCUCAGCCAGGAGGACGCCUUGGAGAGCUUCGACGGCUCUGCCAGAAGGGUCCGUGACCUGAGUGAUGCUUUGGGCUCUGACCUGCUGGACCGGAGCUGCUCCCUCCCCGACCCGCAGCUGGUCCGCAGGAUCGUGUCCCAGGUGGAAUUCUACCUGUCCGAUGAGAACCUGGCCAGGGACGCUUUCCUCCUGAAACACGUCCAGAAGAACAAGAUGGGCUUUGUCAGCAUCAAACUACUGACAUCCUUCAAGAAGGUGAAGUACCUGACACGUGACUGGCAGCUCACGCUCUACGCCCUGAAAUUCUCGGAGCUGCUGGAGGUGAACAAGGAGGGCACCAAAGUGAGGCGCCGGGUGCCCAUCCCCGAGGCCCUGCUGAGCAUCCCCCCCAGCAAACUGCUGCUGGCCUGGGAGCUGCAGCCCCAGGAGCAGGACCCACUGCUGCUGCCACUGCUCCAGGAAAACUUCCUGGAGAUCAUCCUGAGGAUGUUCAGCCCCUUCGGAGCCAUUGCCUCCAUCCGCGUCCUGCGGCCGGGCCGAAAGCUGCCCUCGGACGUGAGGAGAUACUCAGCCAAGUUCCCCGAGCUGCUGAGCAGGUGCUGUGCCCUGGUGGAGUACGAGAGCCUGGACAGCGCCUGCAGGGCCUUCGAGGACCUCGGGCACCGUGACUGUGACAGUGGCAUCAAGGUGGUCCGGCUGUGCGGGAAGGGGAACAGGAGGAAACCUGGGGAAGAGAGGCAGGUGGUGGAGGAGCUGGUGGAUCAGCCAGGCUGGAAGGUGCAGGGAGCUGCCCUGAGCCUCCCCUACAGCCACGAGGACUCCCUGCUCUGCAGCUCUCCAGGGUCGGAUGAUGCCUCGGGGCCGCUGUCCCUUCUCCUGAACAAGGACCCCGUGGCACCUGCCUGGCCUGGCAGCAACUUCAAGCCUGGGAAUUUCAGCGCCUUCACCGGAUCACUCAUCACCAGCAGCAAGGUUUUCCCUCCUCUUGGGCUGGGCUUGGGAACCAGCAGUUGCUACAGCCCCCGCAGCAGCACCAAGAGCCCCUGCAGUGGCUGGGGGGGCACCACAGGUGCCUGGGGACCCUGGAGCAGAAGCCCCUCUCCUGAUAUUGAACCUCCUCCAGGAAAUCCCCUGGCACCAAAGUGGGUGUCUGAGCCCCUCAGCCUGUGGGAUGAGGUCCUUCACCUGCCCCACAGCCCCGAUGACACCAAAGGCUUUGGCAGCAACUUUGGGAGCGGAAAGCUCGUCCUCCGGCACUGAGGCUCCUUCGCAUUUGGGGUUGAGGCUUGUUAUUUUCUUUCUUUUCCCUCCUUCUCUCGAGCAGAAGAUUUCUCCGUGGCCCCAAGAGCUGUGGGCGCUGGCAGUGCAGCUGCUCCAGGGGACGGAAGUCUUGGGACAAGGACGAUGCUCGAGGCGAGAGGCUGAGCAGCAGCAGGAGCUGUGCUGUGCUCAUGCCAGUGGGACUGUUCUUGCCUGGGGCCCAGAGUUAGGAUGGGGUCCAGGUUUUGGAUGGGAAAUGGGCAAAUAAAGAGAGAUUAAUUUUCCAGGCA
Molecule: messenger RNA, 3847 nt
Organism: Chiroxiphia lanceolata (lance-tailed manakin)
Lineage: Eukaryota; Metazoa; Chordata; Aves; Passeriformes; Pipridae
Product: la-related protein 6-like
Exons: 4
Coding region: 2166-3557 (463 amino acids)
Biological process (GO): RNA processing
Cellular component (GO): nucleus
Molecular function (GO): mRNA binding
Source: RefSeq, a predicted model, not a curated record